Molecule: messenger RNA, 1674 nt
Organism: Engraulis encrasicolus (European anchovy)
Lineage: Eukaryota; Metazoa; Chordata; Actinopteri; Clupeiformes; Engraulidae
Exons: 4
Coding region: 376-1605 (409 amino acids)
Source: RefSeq, a predicted model, not a curated record
GUGUUUAUAUGGACACGUUACGUAUAAAGAGAUUAAAUGUAAUCGGUUUAUUAGAAUUCGACCGAACUGUAUACAUGAGCCCCAAAUAAAGAGAUUACAUUUCUUCUGAGUUUACAUGUUACAUCAAUAUAAUCCGAUAGGAUUUGUUGCAACAAAUGUUGCAGUAGGUCGGAGCAGUUUGCUUUACAGGUACAAAAAUAGGUGCUGUUUUUUUUCUUAAAAAAAAAAAAAAAAUCACGAGUAUGAGUAGGACUCGCACGCACAAUCCAUUUGGUCACGCGAAGCUGUCAGGUUGUUUUUAGCCGUUUUUCACCAACUGACUAGCAGAACUAUAGCCUAUUGGUCUCGUAUGUUGCCCUCGUUUGUUUAGUAAAAAUGGAUAUGAUUUCGGUUACUUUUUGUUUAUUAAUUAAUGUUAUACAAAUUAUACAUUUUCGGAGGUUUGUGGCGCUGUGGUACAUGUUACGCAGGGAAGAGGCAAUAGGCCUGCCAUUACCUGCAAUCCCUGUUCCCCAACCAAGGACCAGGUCGUUGUGGAUGAGGGUGAGGAGCCAACAUUGGUGGUAUACCAUUGUUUUACACGAAUACACUGACAGCGAGUGGGUGGAAAACUUCAGGAUGACCAGGAGGUCCUUCCAUAAGCUGUGCGAAAUAAUGGCUCCUUAUAUGGCACCAGCAGCGACCACCGUCAGGGCACCUAUUCCACUGUUGAUGCGAGUAGCAGUGGUGCUAUACAAAUUAGGUAGCUGUGGCGAGUAUCGCCUUAUCGCCAACCAAUUCGGCAUUCACAAGUCAACAGUAAAGAAAUUCGUGUAUCAGUUCUGUGUCGGUAUGGUCGAGGGUCCAAUAAAAGAGCUCAUCCGAAGACCAACAGACGAAGAGGCAUCAGAGAUCGCCAGAAGAUUUGAGGCUGCAUACCACAUACCUCAGAUCAUGGGACUAAUUGACGGCACACACAUCCCCAUCCUUCCUCCCUCAGAUGGGUAUAGGGAUUUCGUCAACAGAAAAGGUUGGCCCUCAUAUGUCCUGCAAGCCGUCGUUGAUGACCGAUGUCGAUUCUGGAGCAUCAGCUGCAAAAUGCCCGGAAGUGCACAUGACUCAAAUGUGCUCAGCCAAUCGGAUCUCUUCAAAAGAAUGCAUCUGCUACCUCAAUGUGUGAAGACAAUUGAGGGCCAGGAAGUCCCUCUGCUAAUCAUUGGAGACCCUGCCUAUCCUUUGCUGAGGUGGUUGGUGAAGGCCUACAAACACUCCCCAGCAUUGACACCAGAACAGUUGUCGUUCAACCUACAUUUAAGUCCUGCUCGGGUGGGUGUGGAGAACACUUUUGGAAUGUUGAAGGCCAGGUGGAGGGUGCUGCUGAAGCAGAGCGAGUUCCAUUUCACCUUCACCCCGAAAGUGAUAGCAACCUGCUGUGCACUCCAUAACUUUUGCGUUAUAGAAAAAGAUGCACCCCACACCAAUUGGAUUGAGGACACAUUUGACCCCCGCUAUCCUCAGCCCACCACUCAGGAAAAUACCAGGGAAAGCGGUAAUGAUGGUGGAAGUCGAGAGGCAGUAACUGCUUACAUGGCCAGGUGCUAUCCACUGCGCACACAGCAGCAUUAAUAAACAAAGCACUUCAUUUCUCACAUGAACCAUCAAUUGUUUUUUUUUCCUCUAUUACUCAUUGCAGCA